Malassezia globosa CBS 7966 is the source of this 501-nucleotide messenger RNA. RefSeq lists its product as uncharacterized. NCBI's taxonomy places the organism in Eukaryota, Fungi, Basidiomycota, Malasseziomycetes, Malasseziales, Malasseziaceae. Gene Ontology annotation, cellular component: cytoplasm. The coding region runs from base 1 to 501 and encodes 166 amino acids. The transcript is spliced from 2 exons. The record is from RefSeq and is a predicted model, not a curated record. Gene Ontology annotation, molecular function: D-tyrosyl-tRNA(Tyr) deacylase activity. Gene Ontology annotation, biological process: tRNA metabolic process.
AUGCGUGCGGUGCUUCAGCGCGUGAAGCAAGCUUCUGUACAUGUACAGGGAAGACAGGUAUCGAAGAUUGGACCAGGCAUUCUCGCACUGAUCGGUGUCUGUCAGGACGAUACACCUGAGCACAUGGACAUUCUGACGAAAAAGAUUUUGCAAUUGAAAUUAUGGCCGGAGGGAAUGCGGUUGGACGAAAGUGGCUCGCUGGCAUCGGCAGACGAACAGGUACGGCCAUGGAGAACCAAUGUCAUGGAGCUAGGGGGCGAAGUGCUGUGCGUGUCGCAGUUCACUUUGUAUGCACGAACGAGUAAAGGCACACGUCCAGACUUUCACCUUUCUAUGGGUGGCGGCGAGGCAAAGCCAUUUUACGACGCAUUUCUAGCAAAAAUGCGCAACAUGUAUGCAGAAGACAAGAUCCAUGAUGGUGAGUUUGGUGCUAUGAUGGAUGUAUCUCUCGUAAAUGAUGGUCCUGUGACCAUAUCUAUCGACACGUUUGAAAAGAAGUGA